This is a messenger RNA of Centropristis striata (black sea bass), 1947 nucleotides long. RefSeq names its product interferon regulatory factor 3 (gene irf3). The transcript has 11 exons. The coding region runs from base 192 to 1580 and encodes 462 amino acids. Gene Ontology annotation, cellular component: nucleus. NCBI's taxonomy places the organism in Eukaryota, Metazoa, Chordata, Actinopteri, Perciformes, Serranidae. Gene Ontology annotation, molecular function: RNA polymerase II cis-regulatory region sequence-specific DNA binding; protein binding; DNA-binding transcription factor activity, RNA polymerase II-specific. The record is from RefSeq and is a predicted model, not a curated record. Gene Ontology annotation, biological process: regulation of transcription by RNA polymerase II; immune system process.
AAACUGACGAGUCGGAGUUUCCCGAGAAAACCUCCUCAGAGCAGACAGCAGCCGGACUCCUCACGGUAUUUAAGGAAAUAUCAGCUGGGAUUGGGUGACACACAUCUUCAGCUCUCAGUUACAGGCAUUAUUUUGCAUCAUAUUUCUGACUUUUGACACCGGAACACGGGCCGCCUGAAACCUCAGCAGAAAUGUCUCAUUCUAAACAACUAAUCAUCCCGUGGCUGCGGACCCAGAUUGACAGCGGCAGGUAUCCUGGUGUCAGGUGGACAAACCCGGAGCGAACAGAGUUCUCCACCCCAUGGAAACACGCCUUAAGACAGGACUCCUCCGACACUGACAUUCUCAUCUUUAAGGCCUGGGCAGAGGUGAGUGGGAAUGGCCGGGCUCACGGAGACCCCUCCGUCUGGAAGAGGAACUUCCGCUCUGCCCUCCGAGCCAAAGGCUUCAAACUGGUCUCAGACAAGAAGAACGAUGCUGCUGAUCCCCAUAAAGUGUUUCGCUGGCCGAGUGAGUCAGGAGCUAACGCUUCUGCUGGAUCCCAGGACCAAGAAGAAGCUGAUUUGUUCGAGGAUUAUCACCUUCCUACACCAGAAAGCCAGGACAUUGCCUGCUUUGAUGACUGUCUCUAUCUUCCAGAAGAGUCUGUGUUUUCAGAAUCUGCCAGCCAUGAUAUUCUCCAGGAGUGUCUCAGAGGAUUGAACAUUGGUCCUGGAACAGAGGGCACCGCAGGCUUUGAGCCUCCUCCUGAGCAACAACAGCUCCAAGACCGGGUUGUGAUUGGUGGACAUGCGUUGCCAGAGCAACAGCAGUAUCCAGUAAUGUGUGAGGGUGCAGUCAGUGAAGCUGGGCUGCCUGAGCAACCGGCACAUCCAAUGGAGGAAGCCGUGGGAGGGGACUGUGAUGAGCAGCUGGUGGAGCAGUUCCUCGAUUCCGUGAACAAGACUCGUGUUGAUGAUAAUUUCAAGACCAGUUUCAAGGUAACGGUGUACUACAGAGGUGUGCAGGUGUCUCAGCAGAUCGUUGAGAAUGAAGUUGGAAUCUGCUUAGUCUACAGGCCCGGACUCUUUGGGACAGUUGUGGAUCCCAAGUCAGGUCUGUCCCUGGUCUCUCUGCCAAGUCCUGGAGUCAUGCCGGAUCAAACCCAAGCAAAUCUGACCCAACGCAUCCUGGACAAGCUGGGCGAUGGUUUGGAUGUGAGAAGGUCGGGCAGUGUGGUCUAUGGCCAGCGACGGGGCGAAAUCAAAGCAUUCUGGAGCUUCACCAAGUUUGACAGGAACAAGGCGCCGCAAGAGAUUUCUAAACUGCAGCCUCAACCUCUGUACAUGUUUAAGGAGUUUUUGCAAGGUAUAUUGAAUUUCAUUGGCGGGAGAGAAUCCCCUCCCUGCUCCUUGUUCUUCUGCCUCGGGGAGAAGUGGCCUGACCCAGACAACAGGCCUUGGGAGAAAAAACUCAUCACAGUGGAGGUGGUGCUGACUUCGUUGGAGAUGCUGAAGGACAUGGCUGUUGUGGGUGGCGCCUCUUCCCUGCAGUCUGUGGAGCUGCAGAUGUCCCUCGAAGAGAUGAUGCAGACGUGCUGACGUAUUCUGCUGUGCCUGAAGAAAGUCAUUGUUUACCCUUUUUCUUUGUAAUCCUUAGCCUUGACAAGAACAUUGCAGAAGUUUUUACGUGUUUUAUGAACAUUUUAUAAAGAAAUUCUACUCCAAAUAGAAUAGAUCAGUUAAUAACUCAUCAAUAAUAGCGCUGGUGGUGGAUUUGCUGGUUUUUAAAUGAUAUCACUCUGGUAUUUUUAAAUUAAAUAAUAAGGAGACUAUGAUCCCUGUGCUCUAAUGUGAGCCUUUUCAGUGAUUUUAUUGGUGCUAGUGUUUUUAAGAAUUCUAACCACAAUUCCAAAAUACUGUUUUCUGAUGCAAAGAAGCUGAAUAAAAGGCUACGUUAUUCUUUUCA